UUAACGUAUAAAUGACACAGGAGCGAAAACAGUAAUCAACGGAGAACAGUAACGCCCGCAAAUUGUGAAUGGUCAUACUUCGAGAUGACAAGGAGCAUGGAAACGGAAUAUCUUUUAAGACAACCAAACAAAAAUUGUCGGGAUCAGAAGUUAUACGUCUUUUUAAUAAUUUCUGUAACGUUGGUAGUCCUGUCAAUUCUUGUCGCUGGACUGUUAUUAGGCUACAUCUGCUGGGAAAGAAGUAACUAUGACAACGAGAAGGUUGUUCAUUUAAAAAACGUUCUGCCGAGCUCGCAUGGUGUUGUGUUCAAAGUUUCUGCUGAAAACUCCUCUGCAUACAUCAGUACAGAUGAUAUCAAGAUCAAGUGGGAAAUCGAACCGAACAGUUUGAGAUACCAACAAGAAAUCGAGGAUACGACCGGAAACGAAAAUAUUUUCACAACUGUCAGUAUAAUGGAUCAAAGAGCAGUGAUUUCCUAUCGACUAGAUAACGAGACAACAUGGACAUGUGCAAGGGAUUUGAAGAUAUUUCAAUGGUUUUCUAUUUUGCGUGUCAUGAUGGAUUCCGUGCAGUCUUAUAGCACGGAAGAGGACUGUCCUGAAUAUGUAUGGAAAGUACAGUAUGAAGGAAAACCAGUUUCGAUCUGUUUCACUGACUCUCAAAUCACUUACAUAAGGCAUGGCAACAAACUUGCCAAAUUGGAAGAGUGGUCGACCCCAUCACGAUCUUCCAUCAAGCUGCCUCAGGUUGCUCCCAGUUGUGAAGUCAAAUACUCUCAAGUACAUUCACUCAACAUGCCCAAAUACGAUCAUCAACCGAAUAUUUCGGAGUCAGUCAAUAACACAGGAGCGUUUCAUUAUGAGGCGUUGAUACGAUCAGAUUUACUGACUAGAAGCAACAAGCCAGACUGUUUGUUCGUACACGGGAUAGGUGUAGAGACACCAAAGACAGGAUUCAAUGUUCUCAAAAGCAUGGAUUAUUGGGGCCAUAUUGAAAAGGAUACUCCGCAGUGUUCAUCACACAGAUUUAUUCAAUUCAACACGGUCGACAAUGGCUGGGACUCAACAGCUUUGCAUCAGAUGUUUUGCAAGUUUGCCACUGGCUCAGAGUCAGGAGGGAAAAUUUCCAACAAGAUGAUAUUUUCCCACUCCAUGGGAAACAACAUCGUGGCGGCCGCGCUUUACAGGAAGACAUGCACCUUUGAUAAGAUCACCAGCAAAUGGUUUGCUGUCUCUGCACCCUGGAAAGGUAGCAAGGUGGUUGACACUCUCGAAGCCCUCUGUGCUGGUUAUAUAAAUUCCAAACACUCCUUCAAAAUCCCACGCGUAGUUACAUAUGUAUUAAGACACACAAAGUAUUGCUUAAAGAAUGGGAAAAUGUCGCCAGCUUACAGAACACUGGCACCCGCAUACAAGUCCAAAACAGGAAUCACUUACGAAGACCUUGUGUCCCAAGCCCGUCAAUACGUUAAAGGAGCAUUGUGUGGAACGUCACCGUGGGGCAUCGGUCUGAACCUCGUUUUCAGUGAAGCUUUAAAGCUCAUACAGGAGUACACCAAUCUCGAAAAGCCAAACGAUGGUGUCGUGGCACUAAACAGCUGUGAUAUCUUUGGUGAGAGAUUCCAGAAUUCAGCAGUUAGCAAAUUCUACAAGGCACCCAUUAAUCACCAUGAGAGUUCUACGAGGGAAGGCUGUCCUGAUAUCAUCUGCGGCUGGUACAAACACUUGUAGAGCGAUG
Ylistrum balloti is the source of this 1738-nucleotide messenger RNA. RefSeq lists its product as uncharacterized. The record is from RefSeq and is a predicted model, not a curated record. The transcript has 2 exons. The coding region runs from base 85 to 1731 and encodes 548 amino acids. Lineage: Eukaryota; Metazoa; Mollusca; Bivalvia; Pectinida; Pectinidae.